Calidris pugnax (ruff) is the source of this 1112-nucleotide messenger RNA. RefSeq names its product MKRN2 opposite strand protein-like. The transcript has 4 exons. NCBI's taxonomy places the organism in Eukaryota, Metazoa, Chordata, Aves, Charadriiformes, Scolopacidae. The record is from RefSeq and is a predicted model, not a curated record. Bases 15 to 653 code for a protein of 212 amino acids.
GCGGAGCGGCGGCCAUGGCGGAGGCCGCCAUCCUGCGGGUGAGGCACUGCCGCGCCGACAUCUUCUGCCGCCGGGCCCCGCCGCGCUGCCCCGCCUGCGGCCUCCCCCUGAGCGGCGCCGGGCUGUCCGCCGCCCCCCUCCGCCUGCCCAGCCCCUUCCGACACGGCCACCGGCAGCCCCGCGCCUUCCUCCUGCGGCCCACCGCCGGCUCCUUCCUCGGAGGAUACGACGGGGAAUCCGACCUUCACGUUGGAAUAACCAACAGUCACGGUGUGGUGUAUAAUUACAACGAAGAGGGCAUUCACAGAGCUGAAACUGGAUGGGAACAGUGCAUAAGUAUUCCACUAGUGCAACCAGACAUGUUUGGGCUUCUUCAGGAGUGGGAUAAGCUCCUAGAGGAAUUUUCUGUGGGAGAGGCCUGGCUUCCUCACAGGUAUGAAGAACAUGAUCAUAACUGCUACACAUACGCCCUGGCGUUCAUUAACAGUGUACUGACCGCACAAGGGAAACGGCAAAUGAGUAAAAGUGAAUUUACAGAGAAAUUUGUGAUCCCACAGACAAAGAAAGCUUCCAAAUACAUUACUCUGCAUCAGGAGCUAACAGCUAAUGAGUUCUACAUUGUACCCCUUCCUGAUCAAGAGAACCAGAGCUGAAAAUGACAAGUAUUAAAACAUCUACAAUAUGCAAUAGGAAGCCUUAAAGACUCCAAAUCUCAGGGUUUAAGAUGCCCAAUCUAUUUAAUGUAUUUAAAACCACAAUUAAUUUAACACGUUAAGCUGCACAUCAUGGAAGGAUCAGGAAACUGAACUUGGACAUUUGAAUGAAAUAACAUAUAAUGGAACUAUUCAUAUGGAAAAAUGUUUUCCUAUUUAUUUACAUUCACAUUUAUAUGCUCUGUUCUGUCAAGACACUUAAUACCAGAAAUCGUAACUGCUGUAAAUUAAGGGUUUUAACAAAUGAGCUGUGGUAACUUAAGCUAUAGCAAACCACAAUGUUUCUUUUUCCUGUCACAUUUGUUUACUGAUGAGUGAAAAAAGGGAAUUUGUGCUUGCGUGCUGCUGAAAUCCAAAGUCAAUGACUUAAUGCAGAUUCACUACAAGCACAGUUAUUUU